Molecule: messenger RNA, 981 nt
Organism: Aaosphaeria arxii CBS 175.79
Lineage: Eukaryota; Fungi; Ascomycota; Dothideomycetes; Pleosporales
Exons: 3
Source: RefSeq, a predicted model, not a curated record
ACCCUCGCGACAGAACUACCCUUGAUGAUCCUUGCAACUUCCACGGUUGCAUUGCGACUCUGGUCAAGAUUGGCAGUGAAAAGAAUGUUGGCGGUCGAUGAUGUGCUCAUCACACUUGGAUGGGCGUGCGCAUUCGGGCGAACAGUCAUUUCAUGCAUGAGUGCAGAUGAUCCAUAUGGUUUCAGCAUAGACGGACCUGAUGAACCUGCUGAGAUACCAUAUUACCAGCACAUAUUCGAACGUCGCAUCGCGUACAUCUUCGCCGUAGCUUUCAUACGUACAUCAGUCGUGUCAUACUACCUUCGCAUCUUCCCCCCAUCACUUCUGUCCCUCCGUCGCCUUUCGUGGGUCUUGCUAGUCCUUGCCCUUGCUCAGUUCAUCGAGGUUUUUACCGUGCUCAUAGUCUUCUGCAAAGACAUCUCAAAGAUCUGGACAAAUGACUAUAUCGCUUUCCGUGGGUCGCGGUGUUUCUCGUCGUCGACGUACAGCUAUAGUGCCGCAAUCGGUGAUAGCAUUCUCGACUGUCUGAUCUUCGCACUCCCGAUUCCCUAUGUAUGGUCUCUCACCAAGCUGCGAUUUCGGCAGCGACUCAGUCUUAUCAUCAUCUUCGCUCUUGGUUUUCUUGUCUGCGCAGUCGCGCUCACCCAAAUACCCUUUAUCCAACGCCGCGAACAGAACCCCAACUACUUCGGCGGCGCAAUCAACCUCCUGAUCGCCAUACAGCUAGCUUUGGCCAUAAUCGCCGCGUCACUCCCGGAUCUGCGGGCCCUCAUUGCGAGAUUCUUUCCGAAAUUCGAACAUUUGCAUCGGAGUAGCAGCAGUGGCCGGGACGCCCAACAAGAUGCGCACGAACAUUAUGGCGAUGCGGAAAAUGGUGGAGAUGCGUUGCGAUAUCCUCAACGGGCCCAAGAAUGCCAGAAGCGUGAAUCGAGAAUUCCGGAUUGGAUGCGAUCGGCGAUACCCGCGAGUCUGAUGGAAUCC